Messenger RNA from Lachancea dasiensis, 519 nucleotides. Lineage: Eukaryota; Fungi; Ascomycota; Saccharomycetes; Saccharomycetales; Saccharomycetaceae. The record is from the annotation of a GenBank genome assembly.
AUGUCUUCACUAAGAAGUGCUAGUAUGGAAGACCUGAGCUUUAUUCUAGAAAUAUUUGCCUCCGCUGUUGAAAUGCUAAAAUCAAAGGACAUCGAUCAAUGGCAGAAUGGUUAUCCAAAUGAGGAACAAGCAGUGAUUGAUAUCCAAGGAAAGCAAAGUUAUAUCUUAACUUUCAAUGGGAAAGUGGCUGCUGUAGGUACAAUUACUACCGACAGAGAUCCUUCCUACUCGGCCAUUGAUGGGAGUUGGGCUGGUAAAGACGGCGACAAGUACGCCUCUCUGCAUCGAAUCGCAGUGUCUGAAGCCUUCAGAGGAAAACGCCUGGGUCAAUUAGUACUGUCCGCCCUGGUUGAAAAGUGUAAGGAAUUGGGUUUUAGUGAUAUAAGGGCCGAUACCCAUCGAGACAAUAACGCCAUGCGAAAAUUAUUAUCCGCUAACAGCUUUGAAUAUCGAGGAAUAAUUUCUAAAAACAACAACUGUUCCAUGCGACUUGCUUACCAGUUACAUCUAGAUAGGUAG